This is a messenger RNA of Ostrea edulis (European flat oyster), 2276 nucleotides long. Its product is annotated as condensin-2 complex subunit H2-like. Gene Ontology annotation, biological process: meiotic chromosome condensation; mitotic sister chromatid separation. NCBI's taxonomy places the organism in Eukaryota, Metazoa, Mollusca, Bivalvia, Ostreida, Ostreidae. Bases 135 to 2012 code for a protein of 625 amino acids. Gene Ontology annotation, molecular function: chromatin binding. The transcript has 20 exons. Gene Ontology annotation, cellular component: condensin complex; nucleus. The record is from RefSeq and is a predicted model, not a curated record.
UGAGAUCAAGUCUAACAAAUUCUGCACGGUGAAUCUCUUAAGCGCGAAUAGAUAAACAUGUGAAAAAUGACAACAUUGAAUUGUAGCCCUUUCAACUAGCUCCAUUAUUGAAACAGCACAGAACUGAUUUCAAAAUGAUUGUUUCACAUUCCCAAGAUGAGCUCGAUUCCAGAUUUGCUAAUCUUCUACAGCCAAUCCGAGAUCUAACCAAAAACUGGGAUGUUGAUAUAGCAUCAUCUCUAGAGGAUUAUCUUGAGGAGCUUGACAAGAUAGUGGUAACAUUUGAUGGAGGGAUGACCACUAUGAACUUUGCUGAAGCUGCCAUGUUAAUUCAGGGCUCAGUGUGUGUGUAUAGCAAAAAGGUGGAAUAUCUAUAUACCUUGGUAUAUCAAGUUCUUGACUUGCUGGCAAGUAAAAAAAAGCAGAGCAAGCAGUCAGCAGGGGAUGGAAAUAGUGGACAUGCCGCCGAUUUAGAAAAGAAUGAAGAUGAAGAGUUUCUAAGCCUGGAUGAUAUUCAAGAGCACAAUAAUAUUGUGUUGAAAAACGAUGAAUUUGGAAAUAAGAAUGUUAUGCCCAUUCCUCAGAUGCCACUGUCAUUAAUUCCUCUUGAGGAGGGAGAAAAGGGAAGUAAUCCUCUUCUGAGUAAGAAGGGAGAAGUUUUGGGCAGCAGGAAUGACUUCAAAAUCAACAUCUGUUCCGUCCACCAGAGUGGCACUCUGCUCCUGGAUAUGUCACACAUGGCACUGCUGGAGAAGACCCUGGGGGACUGCAUCUCCAUUCAGGGUGCCUCUCUGAACACAAUUCAGGAAGAGAGUACCGAGUGUGCAAAAGGAAUGAUGGGAAGGGACAAUGUAGAGGAUAUAGGAACAGAUAGUUAUCAACCACCAGAUGUCUCAAUGGAUGACAAUGCAGAUGAUGAGGCUGUGCCUGUAGACCUUAUUCCAAUGGAAGAUGAGGUUGAUGGGGUGGUACCUGCAAACAAUAGAGAUAGUCUAGAUGCACAGAUUCUCAGAAGGUCUGAAAGAAAAAAGGUGCAAAUUGUUCCUCCAAAACCUGUCAUAGAUCAUUGGAAGAUGAUAGAUCCCCAUGAUCCAGGUCAUGCAACAGAACGAAACAUAAAAAGAGGCAAAACUUUUAAAAUCCCAGAUGUUGUAGAUGACUGUAUGUCAAACAAGAGGAAGAGAAAGAAGAAAACGUCUGUGAAGAAGCUGUGCCCUCUCACACAGUUUGUCUGUCAGACGUUUACUAAUGUGGAAAAAUAUCCAAAGAAUCCUCUGAAGACUGUGUCAUUUCCUGAGCUUGAUAAAUUAUUUUGGGCAGAAUACAAAAGACGACAAUCCCUGUCAAGAAAAGAGAGCAAAGCAAAGUAUGUGUAUGUAGAGGAAGAAAAUGAAGAGGAAAAUCUAGAGCAAGAAGAUUUCCACGAGGAUGAUGGUGAUGAUGCAGCAGACAUCUUGUUGCCACAAAUGAAUGAUGAUUGUUUAUUCAAUGCUAUCAACAGUGGUGUGGAUCACAUGCCAUGUACAUUGACUGGGUCUUCACAACACAAUGAUUUUGGAGCAUCGUUUGACAAUGGUGUAAUUAUAAAUGAUUAUGAGGAACUUGUUAAACAACAUGUGGAGCAAUAUCUGGCCAGUGCUCAGGAAUAUGCCCAGAUAACCGAGCUGUCUAGGAGGGUGACUGAAUGGGAGGAAAGAGUCGUCCCUAAACUGGAGGAGGAGGAUACACAUGAACCCUUUGAUAUCAACAAAUAUGGAAGCCUGUUAAUAGGAUCGUUGCAGAAAGAGACAAACACGGCAUUUAAGGAGGUGGUCAAAGCCAAAAAGACGUAUGAAAUAUGUAGGAUAUUCCUAGCUUCCCUUAUGCUGGCAAAUACACGAAAUGUGGAAAUAGUGAGCAAAGGAGAAUUGGAAACUGGGAUGGACAAGUUUGAAUUGCAUUUACUUUCAUCAAGGAGACACUUUGAGCAGUUAGAGGAGUACCAGGCCCCGUCAAUAGCUGGCAAAGGGUGACCGGGCAUUGAAAAAAAAGACAGAUUUUAAUGCCAACUGAAGCCAAAAGAAUUUGAAAAGAAUUACAUGUAUGGGGAAAUGGUUGUACAUGUACUUUUGAAGUUUGUUUACAUGUUUACAAAGCAUAUUGGAUAUGCUAAAGCCAUUUGUUAUGUGAAACUGUGUUAAACAAUCGUGAUCCUUUUAAUGAAAUUGAAGCAUGAAAAAUUGUUAUGUGUUUAAGCUGUGAAUAAUUCCAUAAGUAUAUUAUUUCCUAACAAACCA